Molecule: messenger RNA, 642 nt
Organism: Dentiscutata erythropus
Lineage: Eukaryota; Fungi; Glomeromycota; Glomeromycetes; Diversisporales; Gigasporaceae
Source: the annotation of a GenBank genome assembly
AUGAAAUUCAACAUUGCCACCGUAUCUUUAAUUCUCCUCGCCGCCAGCUCUUUGGCUGUUCCAACUCCAAAUGACUCCAAGGAUUUAGGUAUAGCUUUUGAAAAACGUUCUGGUAAAACCUACGAAGAAGCAAAAGCAAAAAAAGUCGAUACUAAAGCGAAAAAGACUACUAAGAAAGAGAACGAACAUGAAAAGACCAAGGCAAAUAUUGCAAAGAAUGCUAAACACACAAGCUCGAAAGAGAACAAAGCUGAAACGAGCGAAAAACAUGGUGCAAAGAAGAGUUCUCAUGCUGAUUUGAAAGUGAAUCACGACAAAGUGAAAACGCAACAUGAUGAAAAGAAUUUUGGCCACAAAAAUGAGAAAUUGCAACAAGAUGAAAGGCAUAAGCAAAACGGAUCAAGGAAAAGCGAAGAGGGAGAAAUUACUAACAAAGAUGGUGGAAAAAAGAAAUACAAAUCACAUGAAGAAACUUAUGGCUCUGUGAACGAGAAACACACAAGCAAGAAGUUGAAUCAAGAUACAUACCACGAGGAACAUGACAAAACCCACAGGAAGAAUAACAACGCAGAAGCUAAAUUUUCAUUCGAAAGCAUGAAAUCGAAAGAAAAGAAGGCGAAAGAUACUAAAAAGAAGGCUUAG